UUCAUCGGCGACACACUCACUCCCUCAGCACCACCACCUCUACACCAUCGCCCCUGUCCGCCAUGCCCUUGCCUCCGCAUCUCCGGGCUCUGGCUCAACGCCGCCCACCCCGCCUCAACGCCAUGGACGUUGAGAAACUCAUCGACCGUCUGGACAAGGAUGAGUUUCAGGUGCGAGCCAUCACGGCGUACCUCGAGCGUGCUGGAGACCAGGUCGCUCCCGACGGCGACAACUCCGUCAAGGAUGAGGCUUGGGAGGGGCUCGCCUCGUCGCUCCGGGACAUUCGCCUUGCGUCCGCCGCCGCCUUGAACAUCCUUGAGAAGCGAGCACAGGCCGCUUCCGAGACUGAGUCCGGCACUGAGUCCGAGACUGAGUCCGAGGCCUCGGGCGCCGAGUCCAGCGCCGCUGGCCACAUGCUUCGUCGUGUGAUGGCUACUACUGGGACCACCGCCUUUACUCGACCCGGCGGCGGCAGUUCUGCUUCGUCUGGUCAAGUUACCGGACCAAAGCCAUCAACGGCCCAUAUUCGUCCUCCGUACUGGCAGCCGGAUGGCAACUUCAAUCGCUCAAGCUUCAACGCAAGCGACGACCCCUUUGUCGACGGCGACAAGUCCUCCUCGCUCGUGCCGGCGCUGCCCCUUUCGCUCCACGGCAGUGCGCCUGUGCCGGCCGCGCCCGGCGCCGCCUCGGCCAAGAGCCCCGUCAUCUUGACGCCGACCUCGGACCCUGAGCGUCGUCAGCUCGUUCUUCAUCCGUCUGAGCAUUUCCUGACCCUGUCGUAUCAUCCAGAGAUAACCGAGCUAACGUGGCCCAGAGUUCCGUACAUUGUCGACGACUCGUCGCCGGCGCCUGCUUCGUCCACUACGGCGACGAACUCGCAGUUGGCGUCGGGAGGCAGCCGCCGCGUGCUGCUUCUGGACCUGCCCCAGGACGCUACGGUCGCGCAGGUUCUUCGCAGCGUGCGCUGCUACGGCGGCGUCAUGAGCGCCACCAUGCUGCCCGUCAUCGCACCCCAGGGAGCAGCAGCAGCGCAGGAGAAGCGAGCCGCGGCGCUGCUCGAGUUCGUCUACACGGCGUCUGCGGCGGGUUUUGUGCAAGUUUUCAACAAGAACAGCCAUCUGGUCACGUUCAAGGACGCAGAUGGCACGGUGCACGUCGCCCGUGCAUGGCUUGCCCCCUCCGACUCGUAUCCCGUCCGUCCGGCAGACCACCGGCUCCUGUCCCGAGGCGCCACGCGGGCGCUGAAGAUGGCGCCCGUGCCGGAGGACACGGUGUGGUCGGUGCUGAGCUUGCUUCCGGUGGCGUAG
This is a messenger RNA of Purpureocillium takamizusanense, 1307 nucleotides long. RefSeq lists its product as uncharacterized. NCBI's taxonomy places the organism in Eukaryota, Fungi, Ascomycota, Sordariomycetes, Hypocreales, Ophiocordycipitaceae. Bases 63 to 1307 code for a protein of 414 amino acids. The transcript is spliced from 2 exons. The record is from RefSeq and is a predicted model, not a curated record.